Talaromyces amestolkiae is the source of this 555-nucleotide messenger RNA. RefSeq lists its product as uncharacterized. NCBI's taxonomy places the organism in Eukaryota, Fungi, Ascomycota, Eurotiomycetes, Eurotiales, Trichocomaceae. The coding region runs from base 1 to 555 and encodes 184 amino acids. The transcript has a single exon. The record is from RefSeq and is a predicted model, not a curated record.
AUGGGUCUGUUUGAGAGGGCUGGCAGUAAAUCACGCUCGAGAUCUAAGGACCGUACAACACUUCCUCCUCUCGUCACUGCCGAUCCUAUCAAGAGCGCUCGGAGCAAAUCACGUUCAAGAUCCAACAGUAGUACAAUACGAAAUCCCACCAUAUCUGCAAAUCCUAGUGCCUAUAAACGACGGCUGGAAUCGGGCACUUUGCUGGCAAGCUCGGUAAAAGGGUCUCAUCCGAGCCUCGAUUACGCUCUGAUCAAGAUCGAAGGCUCGCAUACUAGCAUGUCAGAGCAGCUCCUUUACAACAAUGGAGCUCAUGACCUCACGCUUAAUGUCACACAAGUUUCAGACUCACGGCCGAAUGAUGCGAAGAUAGUUGCCAUCACCGGAUCGUCAGGUUAUCUGAGUGGUCGCUUGCUAGCGACCCGUCUUUUCUUAGAGCGCCAGACCAGCCGUCUCAAGAAAUAUGGACAGUCAAGUUUGAUGGGAAACUCGAGGAAGGAGAUAGUGGUACAUGCGUUUUCGAUGCACAAACAGGUGAUUUUUACGGCCAUGUUGUAG